ACAACCUUCCGAACACACAACCGCCUAACAUUCAGCUGAAUCAGGUACAAUGAUGCGUGCCGGGCGAUUUGCUGUUGUCAUAACUGCACUAUUAGUCUGUUGCAACGCCGAACCACACAGGGAACAAGAUGGGAGCGUAAAUGAACACAGUUCAGAACGCUACGACGCUAAUGAUUAUAGACAAAAAGAAUUCGAUUACCUACUGAGGUUUCUGCUGCAAAAUGAAUAUCGGAAUGGUGACCGUAACUUGAACGGUAUCGGUGGUAGCACUUUGAUGGGAAGAAACAUUAAUGGUGGUCUAGGAGGGAGUACGUUGUUAGGACGGAACGUAAACAGUUAUGAAGCAUUAAAAAGUGGCAAUAGAAAUUUAAAUGGUAUUGAUGUCUCUUCUUUAACUGGUAGAGCUUUGAGGAAAAAUUUAAAUGGAAUCGGUGGCAGUGGAAUGCUGGGUCGUGAUGUAGGGGAAUACAGCGAACUGAGUGCUCGUUUCGUAGAUCCCCUCGGCGGGAGCAACUUCGUUCGCAACUUGGAUUCACUCGGGGGAGGAAAUUUCGUCAGGAAUCUUGAUUCACUAGGUGGAGGGAAUUUCGUCAGGAAUCUCGAUUCACUCGGCGGGGGAAAUUUGGUCAGGAACCUUGAUUCACUAGGCGGGGGGAACUUCGUCAGGAAUCUUGAUUCACUGGGCGGCGGAAAUUUGGUAAGGAAUCUCGAUUCACUGGGUGGAAGUAACUUCGUCAAAAAGAACCUUGAUCAGAUCGGAGGACCUAACCUUGUUAAGAGAAACUUAGAUUCUCUGGGCGGCGGUAACUUCGUUAGAAAUUUGGACCCUCUCGGCGGUGAUAACUUUGUGCGAGCGCUGGAGCUGGGCGAGAGAAACUUUCUUUAAAAUUAUUCAUACAAUUGUUACAGAUUUCUCUCUUGGAUAGUAAAUAGUAAUGGAACAA
Messenger RNA from Papilio machaon (common yellow swallowtail), 944 nucleotides. RefSeq names its product orcokinin peptides (gene Ork). The record is from RefSeq and is a predicted model, not a curated record. The transcript has 4 exons. Bases 50 to 886 code for a protein of 278 amino acids. NCBI's taxonomy places the organism in Eukaryota, Metazoa, Arthropoda, Insecta, Lepidoptera, Papilionidae.